Messenger RNA from Musa acuminata subsp. malaccensis (wild Malaysian banana), 673 nucleotides. Its product is annotated as peptidyl-prolyl cis-trans isomerase FKBP15-1. Gene Ontology annotation, cellular component: endoplasmic reticulum. NCBI's taxonomy places the organism in Eukaryota, Viridiplantae, Streptophyta, Magnoliopsida, Zingiberales, Musaceae. Gene Ontology annotation, biological process: protein peptidyl-prolyl isomerization. Gene Ontology annotation, molecular function: peptidyl-prolyl cis-trans isomerase activity. The record is from RefSeq and is a predicted model, not a curated record.
CCAGAGAGAGAGAGAGAGAGAGAAAGAGAGAGAGAGAGAGAGGCGCAAUGGCGAGGCUUCACAUCUCUGUCUUAUUCGCCGCUGCUUUGAUCCUAUUGGUUUCUGCGAAGAAAUCUGGCGAUGUGACGGAACUACAGAUCGGGGUCAAGUACAAGCCAGAGUCCUGCACCAUUCAAGCUCACAAAGGUGACAAAAUUAAGGUUCACUAUCGUGGUUCACUUACUAAUGGUGAAGUAUUUGAUUCAAGCUUUGAAAGAGGUGACCCCAUUGAGUUUGAGCUAGGCAGUGGUCAGGUGAUCAAAGGAUGGGACCAGGGCCUUCUGGGCAUGUGUGUUGGUGAAAAGCGAAAGCUAAAAAUUCCUGCAAAACUUGGUUAUGGUGCCCAAGGAUCCCCACCAAAGAUCCCAGGCGGAGCGACCCUUAUCUUCGACACGGAGCUUGUGGCCGUCAAUGGGAAGUCGUCAUCUGACGCUGGAAAAUCCACGGUUGACGAGAGCGAGCUGUGACUUCUCGAGAGACUAGAAAGUAUCACUAUAAUCUAGCAGUCGAUGCAUCAUUUCAAUAACCAUUAACUAUUUUUGGUGGAUUAGGACAUUUUGUAGGGCGCCUUUUGGCAAGUUGAUCGGUGACUUCGUCUCAUUAAUUUUUCACUUUAGUGCUGUGUUAUUCUUCA